CAUGACCCCCCGGCGGAAACGGAACCUCACCUACGCUUUCAUCGCAGCAGCCAUCUUCGGCCUCUACUACCUAUGGAGUAGCCCAAUCGAUCCAUACAAUGUACCAUUCCAUCGUCACGUACUGUGGAUGAACGACCGAGCGAACGCAAACUCGUAUACCUCGAAAGCAUCCUACGAUUGGCGGAAAGCUCCGUUCCAACAUAAAGUCAAGCAGUAUAUGCCCAUGCCAAAGGGACUGCCAAAAUCGUUUCCCGCCGUGCAACACAAAUUCACAUCUGAGCCAUCGUCGCUUACAAACAAACGUGAGAUGCGACGUAUGGCGGUUCGGGACGAAUUCGUACGCAGUUGGAAAAGCUACAAACAGUACGCAUGGGGCAAAGACGAGCUCUCCCCCGUUGAUGGCAGAGCGGCAGACUCAUUCGGUGGUUGGGGAGCAACAUUGGUGGACUCGCUCGACAGCCUUUGGAUCCUCGGCCUCAAAGACGAUUUCUACAAAGCCGUGGAGGAAGUUGCGGCGAUUGAUUUCGGCAAGACUGAUUCGACCACCAUCAGCGUGUUCGAGACUACAAUACGAUACCUGGGUGGCUUUCUGAGCGCAUAUGAUCUCAGUAACGAGAAGGUAUUGCUAGAGAAGGCGAUACAAUUGGGCGAGAUGCUUUAUCGCGCAUUCGAUACACCUAAUAAUAUGCCGCUGGAUCGCCUGCUCGUCGAACCAGCAAAGGAUCCAAACGCAGCGCCCAACGCUGCAUCAGUCAAUAUCUGUUUCGCGGCCUUUGCGUCACUGACAAUGGAGUUUACUAAACUCGCUCAGAUUACUCAGGAGCCUAAAUACUACGAUGCCGUUGCUCGUGUUACCGCUAUUCUGGAUCGCACACAGAAUACGACGAGAAUUCCGGGCCUCUUCCCCAUCUCCAUAGAUGCAGUCAACGAAGAUGUGAGCUUUGGUUCGCAGUUUACGGUCGGCGCCUUGGCGGACUCUUCGUAUGAAUACUUUCCUAAAAUGCACGCUCUUUUAGGGGGUCUGGAGCCUGCAUACGAGAACCUCUGGAAGUCAUCGGCAAGCAUGAUUGACAAGCACAUGCUUUUCCGCCCAUUGCUUCCCGAUAGCAAACGUGGAAGCGAACUACUUUUUUGCGGCGAUGUUAGUGUCAACGAUGAAAAAAUCAGCCUACAACCCGAAAUGCAGCAUUUGACAUGCUUUAUUGGGGGGAUGUAUGGACUGGCUGGACGCCUCUUCUCUAAUGAGCAUCACCUCGACCUCGGCGCUAAAUUGACGGAGGGAUGCAUUUAUGCGUACAAGAGCAUGCCCAGUGGUAUCAUGCCCGAAAUUUUUAAUAUUGCUGCUUGCGACGAUCGACACACGUGUCCCUGGAACGAGACUGCUUGGGAGGAGGGUGUCCGCCGGUACAGCUAUACAAGGACUGAAGCAGAUCUGAAAAAAUUUGUCGCCGAUGAAAAGCUGCCACAAGGCUUUACAUAUAUUCGUGACAAGAGAUAUCUGCUGAGACCGGAAGCCAUUGAAUCAGUGUUUAUCAUGUAUCGCAUAACCGGAUACGAAGAAUAUCUCGACCACGCGUGGGACAUGUUCACGUCAAUCGUAGAAACUACGAGGACCUCAUUUGGUAAUGGGCAAGUUUUCAAUGUCAUGAAAAAUCCGCCCGCCAUGCCAGAAAAUAAGAUGGAGUCGUUCUGGCUGGCGGAAACGCUGAAGUACUUUUAUCUUAUCUUCAGUCCACCGGACAUGAUCAGUCUGGAUGAAUGGGUAUUCAACACCGAAGCACAUCCAUUUCGAAGACCAGGGUUGUACAAAACAAAAGGAUGAGAGGGACUGGAGAUUAUCUCGAAUGUUGUGGGGAUCGGUGGAAGGUGGAAAAUGCGCGCUAUCGUUUAAGUGAUACCCAUCAAGAGCAACGGAAAGCUUCUUGGUUCUGCAGUUUGAUAUUCUU
This is a messenger RNA of Periconia digitata, 1946 nucleotides long. The record is from the annotation of a GenBank genome assembly. Lineage: Eukaryota; Fungi; Ascomycota; Dothideomycetes; Pleosporales; Periconiaceae.